UAAAACAUGAGAAAAAACUUGACUGUCUAAGAGGCUGAAAGAAAACGAUCUAAGACGGGGACAAGGAGAGACAGUCCUGGACAGUCCCGCAAAGGAGCCAUUUAUUUCUUUGUAUUUUCUUUUAGUUUGAGCAGGAGUCAGAGGGAACAGAGCGGAGAUUACAAGAGUGGGGAUGCCGAAUAGGAGCGAGAACGCGCGGCGGGAGCACCAGACAUGAGUCGGAGGUGGUGGACUGAGGACAAUGCUGGAUGCCAUGGAAGUUCCAAGUCAUGCUAGGGAUCUCCUCCUGCAGCUUAACAGCCAGCGCACCAAAGGCUUUCUGUGUGAUGUCAUUAUUGUGGUGCAGAAUGCCCUCUUCAGAGCUCACAAGAACAUUCUGGCUGCCAGCAGCCACUACUUGAAGUCCUUGGUGGUCCAUGACAAUCUCAUCAACCUUGACCACGAGAUGGUGAGUCCAGCGGUCUUUAGGGUCAUCCUGGACUACAUCUACACAGGGCGUCUUAGUGAAGGAGAUCCCACCUCUCCCACUGAACCGAACCUAGGUGCUGUCCUGGCAGCAGCCAGCUACCUGCAGCUGCUCGACUUGGUGGCUUUGUGUAAAAAGAAGCUGAGAAGAAAUGGAAAGUACCCUCCUCGGCCAGGUCCUGCAUUUUUACCGUACCCAAAAAUGGGGCCAAACAGCAUGAAUUUAGGAGUUGGCGGCAGGUAUAGGGUUUCUACCCCAGUGAUUCAAUCCUGUCCUCCAGGGGGACUUCUUAAUACACCCAGGGCACCAUCAAUUGAGGAGCUGGUUCCCCAUCGAAUAGCCAUUCAUAGUGGUGAAUUAUAUGCUCCCACUGCCCACCAGACCUCUCAAGUGUUCCCACCUCUGCCUGCUCAGCUGGGACGCCCUGCCCACCCUGAGAGGAAUUGCUCUCCUAGCUUUGGUCUUGAUCUUUCUAAAAAAAGCCCCACCUCCCAGUCUCAGCUCCCGCCAUCCCAACCCCAUCUGGCCAACAGUCACAGCAACGAGGAGCGGGAAGGGACUCUGAGUGGGGACACUAGUCCCAUCUCAGGGACAAAUGGCAGAGCAUUUGCAUCAGAAAAAAUGGAGUCUGCUGACCAGGCAGGUUCCCUCACACCUCCAUCUUUCCCCCAUCUCAAUCAGCCUUUAGCCCCCCACCUCCCUCAUCUGCAUCGCUCAGGUUCCCAAGGGACAGACCGCUUCACAUGCCCAACCAGCCCUGAAACACUGACAGAAGGUGGAGAGGCAGGAAGAGAAAUGGGAAACAUCUACCGCUGGGUGAAACAUGAGCCACUGCCAUACACUGGUGAAGAUGAAGAUGAGGAUGAGGACGAAGAGGAAGGGGGUGAAAAUGGAGAGCAGCAUCACAACCACCACAAGCCAGGGGAGGAGAGCGAAGGAGGAGAUGACAAGAGUGGUUCUGGCACAGAGGAAACGGGGAGCAGCGAAGGCCGUCCAUCCCCAACUGGACCGAUUGGAAGAUUCCACAUGCCAUAUGAGCCAGAAAGCUUCGGGGACAAUUUGUACGUUUGCAUUCCCUGUGAUAAAGGCUUUCCAAGUUCAGAACAGCUCAAUGCACACGUGGAGACACACACAGAAGAGGAGCUGUAUGGCAACUCUGGUGGGGAGAUGGGAAACAGUAACAGUGGCACCAAAGGCAUAGGCAGUAACACAAAUGGCUAUGGAAGCCUCAACAGCAGCAACUCUCUUAAUAGUAUGUCACAUCUGGAGACCAAAUCUGACCAGGCGCUAAAUUCAGGAACCAUUGGGGAAAUGAUUAGACCAUAUCGCUGUUCCAACUGCGACAAGUCUUACAAAGAUCCAGCCACCUUGCGCCAACAUGAGAAGACCCACUGGCUAACAAGGCCUUACCCCUGCAGUAUCUGUGGCAAGAAGUUCACACAGCGUGGCACCAUGACCCGCCACAUGCGCAGCCACCUGGGCCUCAAGCCUUUUGCUUGCGAUUCUUGUGGGAUGCGCUUCACUCGCCAGUACCGCCUCACUGAGCACAUGCGUAUCCACUCUGGGGAAAAGCCCUAUGAAUGUCAGGUGUGUGGGGGGAAGUUUGCCCAGCAGCGUAACCUCAUCAGCCACAUGAAGAUGCACAGUGGGGGAACCACAGGGGGCCUGACUGCAGAUGGGAAACUGAAGCUGGACUUUGCAGAGGGCAUAUAUCCUCUGAGCAAAUAUGCAGCAGAGCACCUUGGGUUGAAGCAGGAGAAGGCCAACGAACUUCUCAUUCAAGCACAGCAGCAAUUGGUGGCAGAUGCCAAGGCCAUAGAAAGCCUCUACCCACUCACCAAACUUGCAUCAGAGCAUCUGGGCCUUACCCAUGAAAAGAUGGACAUUGUAGGCCAACCACUGCCUCCUCCACCACAGCCAAUCUCUGACAGCCGACCCAUUGACCACUACUCACCCAGCUAAUAAUUUUGGCAUGUGUAGUGGAAAUCACAGACAGGCCUGCGUGCACUCACAGUUUGCAGUAUUCAAAAGCCAUACACCUCAACUUCAUUACUUCCUCUGCACCUCAGACUCAGGCCAAGUGGAACUAGUUGGCUUAUGCACACCAAACUGUGUAGACUGUAAGUGCCUUUCUCUACAUCUAAUGUAUGCUUUAAGUCCUUCAUAAAGGAGCUCUUCUUUUUGUGACCAAGGGACGCUCAUUUAAAGAACUUCAGUAUUUAUGUACAGUCUAUGCAAAUAUUUUUUUUUUUCUAUUUCAACCAUUGAGCCAUAGUGACUAAGUCAAAACCAAAAGGAUUUUUUAAUUUAUUUUUGUAUAUGAUGAAAUCCAAAGAAAGCAUUGCAAAGACACUUUGCAGUCUUACCCUAAACCUGUGUACUAAUAAUCUAUGUAUAUAAAAAAACAACAAAGAAAAAGCACAUAAAGAACAAGAUUCAGGGUUGUUUAGACCUUAGCAGAACUUUACCCAGAUUUAAAAAAGAAACUCAACUGUAUUUUUGUACAAUCUUGGGGUACGGGAUGCUUUGUGUGUCUUGAUUCUUGCUUGCUCUUCCCCUUUAUGUGAAAUAGCUAAAACAUAAUGCCUUGUUUUUUGGCUUUUUGCCCCAUGCCCCUGUUUGUUUAUGUGACAGCACUGGUGGCUUAAUCAGCUUUUACACCCGGCUUUCAACCACUCUUGAGCUAAAACAUCCUCUGCAGUGUGACAAAUGUCCUUAGCUUUCAGCUGUUUGGGAGAUGGAGUGAGCAAAGCCCUGUGAUCUCAUAAGUGGGACACGAUUGCACAUAUCCAGCUGAUGACACACUAAUCCCUAUGACAAGUGAAGCUCCUACUCAUGGGUGUUGGUUUGUGCUUUAGUAAAAACAGAGAGGCGAAGACUGGAGGUGAAUGAAUCACAAUGACCUCUGUCUUUUACUGACAGAACUUGUUUUUAUGUUGAUAACAGGGUGAUGAUUGAGAGUGGAGGAGGUAGUGGUCAGAGGCUUUGUUGUGGACACUUCUUUACUCUAGGCAUUAGCCAGUUACCAGUAUCAAAAGUUAAUAAAGGUUUACACAAGGUUUUACUCAUAUAAUUGCAUCAGUUUAAUUACCCCUCUCAUUCCUUACUUGUAUAAUGCUCAGGGACCCAGAGUGAGAGUCUGUGGGAUUUGAACCAGGGCAUUUGUAACCUUCCCAGGUCACAAGUACUAUACUUUAACAGCUUGACCACCACUCAAGGUUUAUUAUAUUAUUUUGAUGAUAUUGACAUGUUUCUUCUAGUAAUAUACAAUCUAGGAGAUUAUUUGAUACAUCACAGUUUUGUUAAUCUGUUGUAUUUGUACUCACUAUAUAUCAUGAAAAUUCCAAUACUGGCUCAUGGCCAUCUUUGUUGUUUAAAUGUCCCAUAGUUAUGCAUUGGCCCCUUGCCUUAAAAUCACUCACGAACCUAGACGGAUGUUCCCUUCGAGUACAGCAGGCUGCUAAUCUGUCAGCAACACCAUCAGAAGAAAGCAGUCUACUGUGACUGUUCCCUGAAAGCCGUUUGGUGAAACAGCACUCCCCAGCUGCUGUACUCCAGUAAAUCCCUGUGAAAUCCCACUUUCUCCUGGACAAUUCACACUUGCUUGCCGGCGUGAUGUCCCAUUUCACGCCUGCCAUCUCACUCCUGUGAUCCACUAUUAAAUGUUACAUCCAAGCAGAGGAAGUGUCUCCUGGCCUCACCUCUCUGCUAUGCUCAAACCAAAGUUUGAGAUAUAUGACAUUUAUAUCCUGACAUAGAAUUCUUCCAACUUGAAAACAAAAAAAGCACUUAAAGAUUGUGGUUUGAAGGCACAUUUUUUUUUGUUUGCAAGUCUUUCUACCAAAGAGCAUGUUGGCUUUUUUUUUUUUUUUUUUUUUGGGUUAUACACCUUAAUUUUGAUUAGAACAUUUUACCACUAUAGUGCCAACAUCAACCUCUGGAGGUGAAUGUGAAGACUAAAGCCAUAUAUACACUGUGACAGACUUAGUUAUCCUGAAAGCCUUAAAGAAAAAACAAAACAAAACAAGAAAACAACAUAAAAACUGUGCCUCACUUGUGAAUAUGCUUUUAUAAUGUAACAAUACUUUAAGGGCUUCUCUUCCAGUAGCAUUUGAUCAUAUCAAACAUGUUUUAUGUUGUGACUUUCUGUUCUUUUAAAAUUGUGACACACGUAAAUAAAAUCAGCCAAAAAAACAAAACAACUGGUGCUUACCUCAGGACUGAACCCAGCUAAGCUUCUGUAAACCUUAGCUCUAAAAUAUCAAUCUUUAACACAAAUACACUUUUUUUUUUAUUUUGCUAAGGGGUACCAUUCCCUGCCUUAAACCUGUGUUUUUUCUUGUGUUUAAACAUUACUUUUUUAUAGUUUUAUGGUGAAGAGAUCAAAUAGAUAAUGUUUUUGCUUUCCAUAUAUAGUUCCUGUUAUGUCAUCCUCGAAGAGUUCUUUGUUUGAUGUUUUCAUUUCUACACCAUUAGAGGCUGUAAAUGUUUGUGGUUUUUAAUACCUGGGUAUACACUUUUUUUUUCAACCUCAUGUAUGCUGAUAUCUAGGCGACAAGUGCUAUGUUUUGGAAAUAUCUCCCCUACCCAUAAGAUGUGAUGCCUCAUCAGCACUUCCUUAAACAGACUGGCAGUAUCUCGGAACCAAACCUCUUGUUGCUCGGCCCUUUUGUCACCUGAAGAUGGUGAACUUUUGACACGAGCCAGACAGAAGUUGUACGUGCUCAGAAAUAUGCAGGAAGUCUGCUUUUUUUGUUGUUGGUUAGUGCUUAAAAGAAACCUGUGAGCAAAAAGUAUAAAACAACUGCUAAAAGGGCAAUUUUUGUUCUAAAGAACAUGAUCUAUUUGUUGUAAAAUGGAGGAACAAGCAGAUGUGAGUCGUGGGAAUUUGAGUCUCCUUGCACUCUCUCAUUCACUAGCUUAAGUAAAAAUCUAAUUUCUUGCCAGCACACCAGAAUAACAAACGUUUCCACUUAAAAUCUGUGCUGAGGGGAAAUAGAAAGAUAAUGCCGGAACCAUUUUUUUCUAAGCAUGUACCAUUUGUAAUUGACUUUACUGCAUUGAUGCUUUCUACAGUGGGCAAGGCCGAGCAUCUAUAGGAAAGGGAAAUAUUUACUUGUCUGUUUGUCUGUCACCCUGCUAUCUGAGUGUAAAAUGGGCUGUUUAAUGGAUGUCCUGGGAAUAGGGUUGGUGUGAGGGAGAAGAGCCGAGGAGCAGGAAGUGAACUUUUGGCUGGUGAGCCACACUAAGCAGGAUGUGCCGCGUGUUUCUGCUCACAAGCAGAUACUGUAAGGGAGAGUAGCAGGGAGAGCGCAGCAGGGUGGACUCGAGCCAUUGUCUCCGUAUGAAAGCCUUCUCGUACUUCUAAAGUCCUGAAUUUAAAAAAAAGAAUGGACUGUAUCUCUUCUGUUCCUUCCUUUUUUUACUCUUUGGGAAUAAACCUCUGCUUAGUGUCACAGUGAUUGUGGGCUUUAGGAGCUGUACAGUGACCCUGACUUGUGCGUUCAUUUUUUUUAAGAGAUGCUGAUCAUAUCUGAAUUUGUCCUCUACUUAUUUAACAGAAAGAUUCAGCUUCAGUUGUUUUGCAACCACAAACUUCAAUAUAUUUAAUUGGGAUUUAAAGUGAUAAAUCCCGAGAGUAGUGCAUAAUUAUGAAGUGGAAUGAAGAGUUUUUUUAGUUUUUUUUGUUUUUUUUUAACAGUCUGAAAAGUGUGGCAUGUAUUUUUUUUCUGUCCCCUUGAGUUGAUGAUGUAGUUUUCUUCUAUUUUCAUUUUCUUAGCAAAUUAUUUAUUGCUCACUCAAAAUGGAUAGUAUCUGUGUCAAUGUUUUUUUUUUUUUUUUUUUUUCCAGGUAUCACCACAGAAUCUCAACUAGGUUUUUAUUUUGAAAGGGGCCUUUCAGCGAUUGAAUUUGUUAUGUUCCACCACCUAACUGCAGCUUGGGCUGCUUGUUCAGUCCAUUUUGUCUCGCAUGGCAGAAUUGUCAUAUCUUUAGUCUCAUGCCCCAUGCUUGAUGCUUACACGACCAGUUUCCCUAUAGGUGUGAUUUAAAUUUUUAGGUUUUUGGAUUAUAAAUCUAAAAGUGACAGGUCGUUGAGGUGUAAUUUAGAGUUAUCCUUCCAUAAAACUUUUUUUUGUAAAAAUUUAUAUAGAUUAUGCAAGAUUUUCAUUCCAUGUUUCAGUUAUGCAAUACUUUGAUUUGUCUAUCAAGUAUUAUCUCAAUCUAAUACAUACAAUGCUGUGGUUGUAACAUGACAAAAUAGAAACCGGUUUAAAGGGUGUGAAUAGUUAUGCGUGGGCCUGUAAAUUAUUCCAACAUGCUCCGAAAGUAAAAUGGAAAUCAGCAAUAAAAAUGUAGGCAUUUUUUUUCUUUCUCUGUGCCUUUCUAAUUUAGUCAGUCAAAUUAAAAGAAGCGUUGCUUCAAUUUACUGAUGUAGCCCCAAGGGAUUUUAUGCCAUAUGCCUUUGCUAGUGAUAUUUAGAUGACACACCAACUGAAAACAUAUCUCAGGGCCACCACAAAGGUUAAAACCAAGAUCAUUUGAAAUGAAUUCGAUAGGUGCUUAAAAAUGAUUUGUACUCAUAUAAAAUAAUAUAUUAAUAUUUUUCCAUCAUGCCAGCCCUCUAACUUAACAUUUACCGGUAUGUAUAAAAUAUAUGUUGUUCUACUCGCUAAGUAGAAGAACACUAGGGAAGUGAAGAGUUUAUUUGACCUGCACUCAAACCUCUGUUUAACUUUUAUUAGAUUUUACAGUUUUGCCAAAAUGAAGUAUUUACUAAGCAUGAUUGAUAUAAAAGCAAAGCUACAAUACAAUUUGUGAGUUUCACAAGUCAGUCUGUUAAACUAAUCCUAGCUAAAGACUUACUGAUUAUGCAUUGGGAUGAAGCUUCACUAUUCGAUACUUUGAAAUUUGUUUUUAAAUUUAUUCAUGCUUAAAUAAACACUGUAAAGUUCUACUGUUAGAAUUGAAAUAAUAAAGUUGCUAAAAAAUGUAUAGAUUUUUUUGGAGGAAAAUGUUGAUCUAUAUAAAUGAAAAAAUAAGGUCAAUUAUCAUUUGUUCUCAAUUUGUAUUUAGCUAGUAACAAUCAUAUUAACAAGGCAGCACUUAUACCUUGUUUGCUAAUGCACUUAAAUGUACAACACAUAAAAGUAGCUAUAGGUGGGCAGAAACUUUGACUCUUGCGCCAGCACGGCAGCUUUCUUAAUAAAAACUUAGAACUCCCAUAAUACUUAAGUUAAAACACUUUAAUUUCAGUAAAAAAAAAAAAAAACAUAAUUUUGGUUUUGUUAUAAAAUAAAUAGAUUUUUAUAUUGAACAUUAGAUUAAUAAAAAAUAUAUUUUUACUGACUCCAGUUUUUAAAUCUCUCAAAAAUGAUCUGCAGUCUUAAAAAUAUAAAUCUGCCUUAAUUAAUAGAUCAUCCCACAAUAAUUAAUCUGAUUAAAUUUAAUAAUGUAUCUGAUAUAAUUUAUGGCACCAAUCUAACUACAUGUCAUGUCAGCUCUAUGCUUCAGCUGGAUGAAGAACAAGGUCAAUUACAAGUUCAUUAGAGCCACUGCUUUUUUCAUUUCCCCGAAAUAAAUAAAAAUCCCAUUUUUGGUUAAGAAAGAAAUGCUAUAUUGUCUUAAUCAGGCUCAACUUUUCCAAGAAGUCCCAAGACCACCCUCCCUCUGCUUCCAUUGCUCUCCUACUCCUCUUCUUCCCCCCCGGUGCACAGCUUGGCUGUGCUGCCCUUUUACCCUCAUUGAGUGCUGAUUUCCCUCUUCACCUCGCUCUGCCCUCCUCUUUUCCAUUUAUCCGCUUAACUUCCAGCUGUUUUUUAUGCAGAAGACAACAGUUGUCUAAAUGUUUACGUGAAGAGCUACGCUUCUUUUCUCUUUGGCCUGAUCAAUUUUCAAAAUGAACUUUUAAGGCAUGUUUAAAGAAAAUAUAAACUGAUGGGCCAAAUGAGAUUCUAAAACUAUUACAGUCUGAUUUUAAGCAAAGAAACAGUAUAGCCAAAGGAAGAUUAAAGACAGCAUAUUGUUGUAGAGGAAAUGCAGAAUAAUGUGAGGGGAAAUGUUCCUGGGGAAAAUAAUCUCAGAAAGAUGCCGGUGAAGUAAACAUUUCUGAAAUUGCACAAUCACGUCGUGCCUUGGCUGCACCAGCCAACUCAUGUGUUAAGAUGGAGAGAACAAAUAAAAAGAGAAGGGAUGAGGAUAAAAAAAGCAACAAAAACAAAGAAGAGAAAUUCGUUUUUUUGGUGGUAUCUUUCAUAGAGCUUACAGUAAAGAGUUUUUACUUUGUCAUUGUUGACUGCAGCAGUACUACUUUCGAUAUGACUGUUUGUGUCAUUGCGUCUUCCAAGAUAACAUUCUUUUCAGGAUCAACAAUUAGCACCCGGGAAAGUCAAAGCCCACAUUGUGCACUUUGUAGCUGGACAGUGGAAGGGUUUCCGCUCACAUGUCACUUUACAUCUGUUCAGCUUAAAUGUAUAAAACAACAUUGAUGUUGGCUUGACUCUGUACACUUAUAGAAUUCAACUUAGGAGUUUAAACUCAGACUAA
Messenger RNA from Cyprinodon variegatus (sheepshead minnow), 9010 nucleotides. RefSeq names its product hypermethylated in cancer 1 (gene hic1). NCBI's taxonomy places the organism in Eukaryota, Metazoa, Chordata, Actinopteri, Cyprinodontiformes, Cyprinodontidae. Gene Ontology annotation, biological process: regulation of transcription by RNA polymerase II. The record is from RefSeq and is a predicted model, not a curated record. Bases 242 to 2428 code for a protein of 728 amino acids. The transcript is spliced from 2 exons. Gene Ontology annotation, molecular function: RNA polymerase II cis-regulatory region sequence-specific DNA binding; protein binding; DNA-binding transcription factor activity, RNA polymerase II-specific. Gene Ontology annotation, cellular component: nucleus.